Spirodela intermedia is the source of this 1014-nucleotide messenger RNA. The record is from the annotation of a GenBank genome assembly. Lineage: Eukaryota; Viridiplantae; Streptophyta; Magnoliopsida; Alismatales; Araceae.
AUGUCUCCGACUGAAGAGACUGCCGCCGCCUCGGCGGAGCCUGCGGCUGAGGCUGCGCCUUCCGAGCCCGCCGCAGCCGAUGAGAAGGCCCCGGGGGCCGGUGCCGGGGCGAAGAAGGGCGCGAAGGCCGCCAAGGAGGCGAAGCCGAAGAAGGCUCCGGCUCCGAAGAAGCCUCGCGCUCCUCCCUCCCAUCCUCCCUAUUUUGAGGUAAGAUCGCUCGAGAUCUGGAUUUCUGCGGUCGAUAUUUGCCGAUUCGGGGGAGAAUCCGGCGGUGGAUCUGUUCUGAUCGGUGUCUGGUUAACUGGUUUGUAGAUGAUCACCGAGGCGGUCUCCACCCUGAAGGAGAGGACGGGGUCUAGCCAGUACGCCAUCACCAAGUUUAUCGAGGACAAGCACAAGGGCCACCUCCCUCCCAACUUCAAGAAGCUCCUCCUCGCUCAGCUGAAGAAGCUCACCGCUGCCGGCAAGCUGACAAAAGUGAAGAACUCGUACAAGCUUCCUCCCGCCAACCCGCCCCGUCCAAAGGUUGCCGCUCCUCCGCCUCCCGUCAAGCCGAAGCCGAAGCCCAAGGCUGCUGCGGCGGCUGCGCCGAAGCCGAAGACCCCCGUGAAGCCGAAGGCCGCCAAGCCAAAGACAACGGCGAAGCCGAAGGCCGCGAAGCCUAAGGCCGCCGCGAAGCCCAAGGCGGCGCCGCCUGCCACCAAGCCGAAGACGGUGGCGAAGCCGAAGGCUGCCGCUGCUAAGCCCAAGGCCGCGGCACCAGCCGCCAAGUCCAAACCGAAGGCAACCCCGGCGAAGCCCAAGCCGAAGCCCAAGGCGCGGCCGGCAAAGGUCGCCAAGACGUCGGCCAAGGACAGCCCCGGUAAGAAGGCCGCCCCGAAGGCCGCCGCCUCUCCGGCGAAGAAGCCCUCCGCAGCUACGAAGCCGAAGCCCAAGACCGUGAAGGCCUCUGCCAAGUCGCCGGCGAAGAAGGCAGCCCCGCCGAAGCGGACCAGCGCGAGGACAGCGAAGUAG